GAAAAAAAUAUCACUACUGUUUGAAUUUGCAAUCAGUUUGGCGGCUACAAUGACUGAGCAACAUCAUCUGAGCAGCAGAGAGUGAAUUUUUUAUUAUUUUUUUAUUUUUUUAUCUAUGAGUGGGUGAGAUCAAGAUCAGGAGUGAGAGAGGCAAAAAAGAGACAGAGAAGGAAAGAGGGAAGGAGGGAGAGAACAAGUGUGCAGCUUUGAGGCAUUCCAUCAUCCACCAAACUCCUGCAGCUUCCCUCUUCCCUCCUCCUCCUCCUCCUGGAGAGAGAGAGAGCAACAGAGAGAGGAAGAGCAAGGAAGAGAGAGAGAGAAGGAGAGAGAAAGAGAGAGAGAGAGAGAGGGAGCAACAGAGAGAGAGCGAGAGAGUCACGCUUACAAGCCAGCGGAGAAGAGACGUCAAGAGGAGGAUCUACAAAGGGAAAAAAAAUCCUUCUCUCUCUUCUGCUGCCUCUCUUCGUGCAUCCUACGGGCAGCGAGGAGCGAAGAGGAGCGAGGAGGAUCCGGCUGGCAUAUUUUCUACGCUGCUUCCCCGCGAUUUCUGUGGCUGUAUCACAGUGCGUGGAGCGCAGGGAGAGCCGCCGACAGCUUGAUCGGUGACAUCGCUCCGCAGCAGAAGAAGAGUACCGUAGAGGAGCCAGGAUGCUUAACAACCUGACCGACACAGAGGAGGGGGACGGGGGAGCGCAAAGCCAGGGCGACAGUAACCCCAAGGAGAGCAGCCCCUUCAUCAACAGCAGUGAUGCCGCCGCAGAGAAGAGCCAGCAGUAUGACGGCAAGAACAUGGCCUUGUUUGAGGAGGAGAUGGACACCAGCCCCAUGGUGUCGUCUCUUCUCAGCAGCCUGGCCAACUACUCCAACCUGCCCCAAGGUAGCAAGGAGCACGAGGAGGCCGAGAACAACGAGGCUGAGUCAUCGCGCAAGAAACCCGUCAAGGCCCCUCAGCUCGGCACUCUGAUGGGCGUCUACCUGCCGUGCAUCCAGAACAUCUUCGGAGUGAUCCUCUUCCUCAGGAUGACCUGGUUGGUGGGAAUCGGAGGUGUGAUUGGGACUUUCAUCAUCGUCUUCAUGUGCUGUGCCACAACCAUGCUGACUGCCAUCUCGAUGAGUGCCAUCGCUACCAAUGGAGUAGUGCCAGCUGGAGGAUCCUACUACAUGAUAUCCCGUUCGCUGGGCCCUGAGUUUGGAGGAGCAGUGGGGAUCUGUUUCUACCUGGGGACCACGUUCGCUGGUGCCAUGUAUAUCCUGGGGGCCAUCGAGCUCCUCCUGAUCUACAUAGUUCCCAAAGCAGCCAUCUUUCCCCUGGAGGGGCUGGAAGGUGCCGAAGCCGAAGCUGCCCUGCUUAACAACAUGCGAGUCUACGGGACCAUCCUGUUGACCUCCAUGGCCACGGUGGUGUUUGUCGGCGUGAAGUACGUCAACAAGUUGGCCCUGGUGUUUCUGGCCUGCGUCAUUCUCUCCAUCCUGGCUGUGUACGCCGGAGUCAUCAAAACUGCCGUCGAUCCUCCCGACUUCCCUGUAUGUAUCCUAGGGAACCGAACUUUGGUGUGGAAGACUUUUGAUGUGUGUGCCAAGACCAUUGAGACAGCUAAUGGGACAGUAACUACCCAGCUGUGGCGCAUGUUCUGUGAUUCACCUUUCCUCAAUGCUACCUGCGACAAGUACUUCACUGCCAACAAUGUGACUCAGGUCCAGGGCAUCCCAGGGGUCACCAGUGGAAUCCUCGCAGAGAACCUGUUUGGGACCUACUACGAGAAAGGGGACCUGAUUGCUAGGACGAACAUGUACUCAGCUGAAGACCAGGACGAUCCUCUGACCAACGCCAACCGCUACGUGUUGGCCGACAUCACCAGCUUUUUCACGCUGCUGGUCGGCAUUUACUUCCCCUCUGUGACAGGGAUCAUGGCUGGCUCCAACCGCUCUGGAGACCUGCGUGAUGCCCAGAAGUCUAUCCCCAUUGGAACCAUUGCGGCCAUCACCACCACCUCCACUGUCUACAUGUCCAGCGUGGUUCUGUUUGGUGCCUGCAUCGAGGGUGUGGUCCUCAGAGAUAAGUUCGGGGAGGGGGUGCACGGGAACCUGGUGAUUGGCACAUUAGCUUGGCCGUCACCGUGGGUGAUCGUGAUUGGCUCCUUCUUCUCGACCUGUGGGGCAGGGCUGCAGAGUCUGACAGGAGCUCCUCGACUCCUGCAGGCCAUCGCCAAGGACAGCAUCGUGCCCGCCCUUCGGAUCUUUGGCCAUGGGAAGGCCAACGGAGAACCCACAUGGUCCCUCCUGCUGACAGCUUGUAUCUGCGAGAGCGGCAUCCUCAUUGCCUCCCUGGAUGCAGUGGCUCCUAUCCUCUCCAUGUUUUUCCUGAUGUGCUACAUGUUUGUGAACCUGGCAUGUGCCCUGCAGACACUGCUGAGGACUCCAAACUGGAGACCUCGCUUCAAGUUCUACCACUGGGCUCUGUCCUUCCUGGGGAUGAGCUUGUGUCUCACUCUAAUGUUCCUCUGCUCCUGGUACUACGCCAUCGUCGCCAUGGCAAUUGCAGGCUCUAUCUACAAGUAUAUCGAGUUUGCAGGCGCAGAGAAAGAGUGGGGUGAUGGGAUACGAGGCCUGUCUCUGAGUGCUGCGCGUUAUGCUCUCAUGCGGCUGGAGGAAGGUCCCCCACACACCAAGAACUGGAGACCUCAGUUGCUGGUGCUGGUUAGCACAGACGCUGAGCAGAAUGUGGAGCAGCCUCGUCUGCUCUCUCUGACCAACCAACUGAAGGCAGGAAAAGGUCUAACUAUUGUUGGGACCGCUCUGGAGGGCACCUACCUGGAGAACUACGAACAGAGUCAGCGUGCAGAGCAGGCGCUGCAUAAACUGAUGGAAACUGAGAAGGUGAAGGGCUUCUGUCAAGUGACGGUAUCCUCGAACCUGCGUGAUGCUACAUCCCAUCUACUCCAGGCCAGCGGGCUGGGAGGUCUGAAACACAACGCUGUGCUAGUCUCCUGGCCACGCAACUGGAAGCAGGGAGACGAGCACCAGACCUGGAGGAACUUCAUUGAGUUGGUCAGAGAAACCACAGCUGCUCACCUGGCUCUGCUUGUCCCGAAGAACAUUUCCGCCUUCCCGUCCAAUGGCGAGCGCUUUACUGAGGGUCACAUUGACGUGUGGUGGAUUGUCCAUGAUGGAGGCAUGCUGAUGCUGCUGCCCUUCCUGCUCCGCCAGCACAAGGUUUGGAGGAAGUGCAAGAUGCGCAUCUUCACUGUGGCCCAGAUGGAUGACAACAGCAUCCAGAUGAAAAAGGACCUGACCACAUUCCUCUAUCAUCUCCGUAUUGAUGCCAUGGUGGAAGUUGUAGAAAUGCAUGACAGCGACAUCUCAGCCUACACAUAUGAGAAGACCCUGGUGAUGGAACAACGGUCGCAGAUGCUCAAACAGAUCAACCUGACCAAGAAUGAACGUGAGAGAGAGAUCCAGAGCAUCACUGAUUCAUCCCGUGGGUCUAUCCGCCGCAAGAACCCAGCUGCUGUGACCACCCAGCUGAGUGUGACUGAGGAUCCGCCAGCAGCCAGCAAGGAGGAGAAGCCUGAGGAGGAGGUCCAGCUCAUCCACGACAACACCACCCCGGCCAGCCCCGCGACCCCAGCCACGCCACUGACCCCCACAGAGGGAGCUCAGAGCCCCGGGGAGCAGAUCCAGAUGACCUGGACUGAGAAGUGUGACGGGGAGCCCACCAAGCCGCCCGGCGCAGCCACACCAGAGGGCAUCAAAGACAUCUUCAACAUGAAGCCUGAGUGGGAGAACCUGAACCAGUCCAAUGUGCGACGCAUGCACACAGCACUCCGGCUGAAUGAAGUCAUCAUGAAAAAGUCCUCAGAGGCCAAACUAGUCCUCCUCAACAUGCCGGGGCCGCCCAAGAACCGGACAGGUGACGAGAACUAUAUGGAGUUCCUCGAGGUCCUCACUGAGGGUCUCAACCGGGUCCUCCUGGUCCGCGGAGGCGGCCGCGAGGUCAUCACUAUCUAUUCUUGAAACAGCAGCCCCCUCCCCCACUACCAACCCUCACCCUCCACCCCUCCCUCAGCCCUGUUCCCACCCUCUCAUCAACGCUGCUUCGUCACCACAUUGCCCCUCGUUUAUUUCUGUAAGAUAGUCCUCUCACACCCAACCAAUAGCUCAGCUCAGCUUCAGCACCUCUCCCUGUGCUCCACCCACCAAUGAGCAGAAUCACAUGCUCAGCUACUAAACCCUUCAUUUUAGUCUCAUAAGCUACUAUAUCUAUUGUAGGCUCUAGACUAAUUUAGAUGCUGUCUAGAUUUGUUCUUAAAGAGACUUUUUGCUAGUCUGUAAUCUACCGUAGUAACUCGCAUUGAGUCGGAGUCACUUAGUAAGGAGGAGGAGGUGGUGGCGGUGGGUGUGGGUUGUUAGCUGAGGUGUGAGCGCACAUGCAUGUAUGUGUCCGUCUUUGUUUUAACUCUGCAGAUUCUUCUGUUUUUUGUUUGUUUUUUUUUCUCUUCGAAAUACAAGUGUGGCAUAGAAGCGGCUUCUGCUCAGAAAGAAAGAGAGCCAGCUGAAAUGAGCUCAGUGUAGGUUCGUCUGUUUAGUUCCCUCGUGGUGAUCGGACACCUCCCACAGCGUUCCAGCCUGUCGUCUUCUGAUGUGAUUUAUCUUUAAAGGCAAAAGACACUGCUACCCACGGUCAGGAUCACCAGCUGGAAGAAGAAAGGAGAAUAUAGUUAAGUAUGAACUAUGAAACUCACAUUGAUAUCAGAAGGAGACUGAAACAACAUGUGGGUUUCAAACCUGCAGAAUUAUCUUUAACCUGAUCACUCCUUAGCAUGAAAUCCUUAUAAAUGUGUGUUUUUACUCCACUCGUUCUGUUACUGCCAUCACUGUCUUUCUACCCAUCCACCUUUCUACUCAUCUCUUAGUGGCUGUUUAUCCCCUUGGCCACUGUUAGUGCCAAAAAAAAAAGUUUCAACAAGGCUAGCUUAGUUUGUAGAGAUUGACACGUAAUUAAACUGUGAAUAGUGCGUUUCCUAGCAGAAGGCUGGUGUGACAGUGCAGUGGGGAGACAGUACAACACCCCCCCUGAGGAGAUUAUCAUUGCCAGCACCCCUCGACCCUCGGUGUGGAUCACUGUAAAUAAUGUACAAGCUCUGGCGCGUUGUUAAGUAUGAGUGUAGUAUUUUUGUGACAUACUAAGAAGCUUCUAGUGGAGAGAAAACGUUCCCUCGCUCUGAGGGACAGCUCAAAAACAUUGUUUUAAAAAUGUAUUUAUUUAUUUAUUUAUUGGAAUUUAUUUAUUGGAUGGCAUAGGCUCCUGUCACUAUGGUAACCGUCAUUGUAACCUCUACAAGCACUGCACCUGCACUGUCCGCCACUGUGCAACAAGUGAAAUUUUGAUGAAAUCAUCAAUAUCAUUAAAAUCAAGAAAAAAAAAUACUAAAUGUUAUUUUUUCAUCUAGAGAACAAAUAUGUAUUUAUGUUUAUAGAUAGCAGUAACACAUAUUGAUGAAAUGGUGGUAUAUCAUUUUGAUUGUCACUCAAAGAUAUAUUGUUGUUUUGCCAAAUUUAGAUACAUUAAAUGUGCCAUAUCAAAGUAUUUUUCAAAGAGACAUACUGAACAAAAUUCUGUUGAUUAAAUCAGAAAGAACAAAGUGUGCUAAAAAGAGAAAAUGGAGGUGUCUACGUGAACCUAGUAAACAGUGAUGACACUGUAGUUGGAAAGUCACCCUGUAGAUGAUAGAAGAAUAGAUGUUCAGACCUCCAUGAAACUACCAACACCCAGCUGUUGGAAGUAGGCAUAUCAGCUCUUACAGAGGUGAAAGUCUGAACGUCUGUCCAAUGAUUGUUUAUAGGGUCUAGUCUAAAUAAAUAGAGAGGACAAUGGCUUCUGUAGCUAGGAAACUCACUUUGUCCACAAGACUGAACUCUAUGCAGUAGACUCUCCAGUGAGAUUUUAUAUCCUCUAGAUUGGCUAAGAUUUGAGCCACACAUGUCCCUGACUGAAUGACUUGUGAGCAAAUUAUAUUUAGGUUUAAAAAAAAAAAGUGCAUCUUGGAAGGAAUGUGCAAUAGUUGAAAUCCGGACUCAUGUGAUCAUGUUAUUUAUUUUUUUACACAUAUAUUUUGUAUAUGUAGAUUUCGUAAGUCUUAUAAAAUCUAGAAUCAUCUCACUCUGACCAAGGACAGCUGUCACUUUACUUUGAUUAUUUCUGUUUCUUUUCUUAAAGAAACUGUUUUUGGUCAUUUGCACUUGUAGUAGAAAUAUGAAUAUAAAUACGUAUAUAUAUACAGUAUAUACAAUAUAGGAAAGCAAAACAAAUUAGUUUCUAGAACUAUUUAAAAACAGUAUUAAAUGUUUUUAGUGUUGCUUGAAUGUCGGACCAUAUGUUGUGAAUGCUGCUAGUAUCAAUAGAUUUAUUUGUACUGUAAAUAGAGAUGACUAAAGCAACAUUAAAGAUCAAGUGAAAAGGGUAUAGACAUACAUAUCAGUGGUGGUGGUUGUCUAACAAGACAAGGCUGUACCUGUAAACAUUUGGCCUGUGAUCUCUGGACAGGGUUAUCUUUCUGUUUUAUUAGAAUACUAUACUGAAUACCUUGAUGCAAUAUUACAGAGGGCAAAUCCUUCACCCUUUUAUUCUCUUUUUAAAAAGAAACGCUCUCGUGAUUAUUAUCAUCUUUAAUCCCAUGAGUAAAGUGAACUAAUUUUAAGGUAACAGAUUAUUAAUUUACAUAGUUUAUUUAAAGAAAAUGCCAAAAUAUGUUUAAAUAUGAAUAUUUCUGGUUUAUCUGCUAAACGUUACUGUUUGCAAAUUUUUAAAAACACCUACCUUUAAACACCUGUGAUACUUAAGAAGAAGCCACUCCUAGUUUUCAAAGAUUUUGGGGUGCCAAGUCAUGAAGAUUUUCUUUAUCAAGCUUGUCAUGCUUAACUCUGACCAAGGGGUCAUUUAAUGCUCACAUAAGUUUUUGAAGAACAUGGCUAUUUUGGGAUUGUCUCCACAACAUUGCCUGCAUCAACUGAGCCUUUUAAAUUUAUUCAAAAGAAAAGAUAUCUGAUGUUUAUUGGAGAAGUUUAUUGGAAAUGAAUUUAUUUAUUGAAUUAUAAAUGUUUUAUAAUUGCUGUUUGCAUGGUACUAUGUGGCAAUAUUUGUUUUAGUGGUUUCUAUAGUGAUGACUUACAUGUUCAAGGUGCAGAGUGGGGAAAGAUGGUUUGUCAAACGUUCUCAUUGAGUUAUGCGUUUUGAGAACUCAGGAGUGUUUGCCGGACAGUCGGCAACAUGGCUAGACCUUGAAAACAAGUCUUUUGCAAAAAAUAAGAAAAAGUAUGAGUUCACUAUAUUGUUACUUGUUAUAUUUCAACCUUGCUCAAAUAGUCUUAUGUAACGUAAUAGGAGAUUUUGAGUUUGUGAAUGAAUGGGCCUUAAGAAUGGUCAUUCCACCUUUGUAAAUAUAUAUCACUUAAGUCAGAGACACUGUAACCUACUAGUGUUGUCUUUUGUUGUACACUGUUCUAUCACUGUGGACAAAGUCUUAGAGUUUUGUAAGAUUAUGUGCAAUAUUGUUCUCACAUGGGUAACUUUUCAUUUUUUUGUCGCAGCUAUGUUUUUAUUUUCUAUAAGCAACCGGAGGUGUCAGCAGUCACUUACUUCAUCAGAAUGUUUGUCACCCGGUCUUACGGACCAUAAAGAUCAAGUGAUCAAAGUGUUCAUCCCAAAUGUGGCUGAGGCAGAAAAGCACUUUACACUGAGGGGGCACUCUGUGACAGGAUCAGUCUGCAGGAGUGGGAGGGGCGAGUGGGUGUCAAACAAGAGCCAGUCUGCUCUGCACAGACUCUAUCCCACAGUGAUCUCUGGUGGCACACGAGUGUAUUGCAGCCAGCUGUGGCGGUCUUGACAGCUCAGACAAAAAAAAAAAAAAAAAUGAUUAUCUUGCUGCAGUUUUGAACUGCAAUAGCCCCAAGACCUACCUGCUGAUUUUGUUUACAUCUUAAUCAUUCAAGCAUUUUCUUUACAUUUUAGCAUGCAUCACAUUCUUUCCUUUUCUCUUGCCAAACUUCUUUAAAAGAAUAAUAGUAACUGUUAAAUUUAUAGUGCUUGUCACUCAAUCUGUGAGGUGAGCCUUCCCAGAAUCCCUCCUCCAAAACCCCCUACCCCACCCCACUCACCCUCCCCUCCUCGCCCCAUCUGUCCCACAAUUUGCCCUGGCCUCCCCCAUCCCAGCCACUAAAUCCACCCCAGCUCUGUAUUUUAAAUGUGAUUGCAGUAUAAUUCUGAAAAAUGAUCAAAGAAUAUAAAACUCGCGCUUCCAAUUCUGGCACUGGCUCCGCUUGGACAUCACGGGAUAGUCGACUCAGAGAAACCAGCACGUCCCCUCUUCCCCCCUCCCCCUAGCUGAUCCGUGAUUUAGAUCAGAUCCUUCGCCUGCACAACUGUAGCAUGAGACAAAACUUUGCCGGUGAUCAUUACUCAGUCUCCAUCCUUAAAUGGAUAUUAAGGGCUCUGAAACACAUCUGUUACUGGGUUGAGGAGGCUGUCCUUUAAGACACCAACAGAGGAAAUACAAAACAAAUCCCAGAUUAUUGCAUAGAGGGCACACCGUCUGUGGCUUAGAUAAGAUCGUGAGGACCUGCCUGUAUCCUUGCGGAAGUGUCAGACAGAGGUGCCUGAUGCUGGGGGUUAAACAGCAGCUGCAUUUACAUUUAACAGUCUAUCUCUCUGGGAGUCAGAUGAGAAAAUCUCCAAGUGGCUAUCCAUGCAGUGCAAGCAGAGCCCUGUCCCAGUUAUGUUGUGUAACUCAGUGCAUGCAUGCAAUUACCCUGAACAAGGUGUAUUGAAAAUAUAUUGGGUGUUUGUGGUAUAAAAGUAUUUUGUUCAUAUUAGUUGCAAACUUUUCUUUCUAGUAGUAAUAUUUGUUUUUCUCUUUUUCCUUAAGACUGGCCAAUCAUUGUAUCCAAGAUGAAUAUUAUUAUAGUACAAGACUCUAUUUUUUAUGGUAGAUUUGUUGACAAGGUCCUCUCAUUGUGUCAAAUAUUAUCUACAGAUAAACUGAUAACCAAAGUAUAUUUCAGUUAAAUGAUAGUGUGAAAAUGCGUGCUCCGGUGAAUUAGACAAACAAGUAAAUACUGUUUACCUUCUUACAAAAAUUUGUAGCAAUUAUCAGUUAAUAGAUAAAAAAUAUAUAUUUAUUUAAAAUGAUAAAACUAAUUGGAAGUGCCAAAGUAUUUAGAAGAGACUCUUGCAAAUCCACAGUUUGCGGGGACUUGCAUGAAAAGGCACUGCAAAACUUAAGAUUAUCCUCUUUUCAGUCACCAACUAUGGUUCAAUAAAUGUAUGCUGAAUAUAAAAAUUUACAGUCACCAAAAUGGGGUUUUUUAUGGAGGCAUCCAGACAACCUUUAAAGGUAAAUUUCAACAUUUUGGGAAAUAUUAUGCUUAUUUGCUUGGAAACAAGGGGAAGUAGCUAGUUUGCUAAAUUCACUGAUCGGCAUCAUAAUGAACAAAUUUUAAUCUGGUUUGUUUAAUUUGUCCAAAACCUAAUGUAAAAAUGACACGAUGCUGUUUAGUGGACUGUAUCUUGGCUGGUAGUCGUUGCCAGGCAACCAGUGGAGGUUCCAGAACUUACUGGUCCUGACCAAGAAAUAGUCCAGUACAUGGACUCCUCACAGCACAGCGAUUUAUAAUUUUUAUGUUUAAGGUUUUUGUAGGGCUUAAAUAAACAUAAAUUAUUCAGAUUUAUUGAUGAGAGUUUCACAUUUAACUUACGCAUUUAACUCUUAGAAAUGUAUUUCCCAAAAUGUCAUUUCCUUUAACAGUUUAUGGCUUUUGAAAAUCCAAAUCCAGUAGUUCAUUUAAAAAACAGUUCCUCCCCCUCCCAAGAGAAACCUUGUCACUGUCCAGGUUUGUUUUUAAUUCACUGGAAUUGUGAGAAACAUUUUUGUGUGGAUGCUUUAAAAAUGUAAUGGAUGUAGAUAUAGAUAAUGUACACGGCAUACACAGAAAGGCACACCUGUAUCAAAACUUCACUAAUAUGAAAAAAGGAUUUUUUAUUUUUUUUUUCCAUUCUGAACAGUUCAUUACUCUUCCUUGAUACUGUACCUAGUCUUAUGGUAAAGCUGUAGUGUGUUCCUUUCAGUUCUGUGGGAGUGUGUAUGUGUGUACAUGUGCACUUGUAACUGCUGGGGGCGGGGGUGGUUGUGGGCGAGGGUGGGAGGGGGCUACAUGUAAAUAAAUCAAGUACAGUUAGUGUGGAGGUGUUUAUUUUUUGUGUCAGUGUAAGUUAAAUAUUCUAAAAUAAAAAAACAUGUAUUAUUCUCUAUUGUGUUUCAUGGUACAUUAAAAAAAGAGAAAAAGUAGUUUUAUCUUACAUUUCAAAUGCUUAUAUCUCUAUGGCUUCUGGCGAUACCCGUUCCAUUUUAUAGAUUUGUCAGCACAAAAUGCAAUAAACCGAUACCAUUUUAUUACA
Lates calcarifer (barramundi perch) is the source of this 10450-nucleotide messenger RNA. RefSeq names its product solute carrier family 12 member 5a (gene slc12a5a). Gene Ontology annotation, cellular component: membrane. Gene Ontology annotation, molecular function: potassium:chloride symporter activity. NCBI's taxonomy places the organism in Eukaryota, Metazoa, Chordata, Actinopteri, Centropomidae. Gene Ontology annotation, biological process: chloride transmembrane transport; potassium ion import across plasma membrane; chloride ion homeostasis. The transcript has 26 exons. The record is from RefSeq and is a predicted model, not a curated record. Bases 649 to 4014 code for a protein of 1121 amino acids.